Messenger RNA from Tachysurus vachellii, 1436 nucleotides. It is a transcript of the gene hmgn1b, whose product is annotated as high mobility group nucleosome binding domain 1b. Lineage: Eukaryota; Metazoa; Chordata; Actinopteri; Siluriformes; Bagridae. Gene Ontology annotation, molecular function: nucleosomal DNA binding. The record is from RefSeq and is a predicted model, not a curated record. The transcript is spliced from 6 exons. The coding region runs from base 231 to 464 and encodes 77 amino acids. Gene Ontology annotation, cellular component: nucleus; chromatin.
ACAGGGUGAAAGAAGGGGGGAGAAUCCAAUCCGGUUUGAGCUAGUUUGUGUUUCGAUGGGACGUUAACGUCUUCCUGCGCUGAAACCUGUGUGUCUUUUUUAUCGAGCUAACUAAAGCACUGUUGUUAGCUAUUUUUAGUCUCUGUCUUGCUUACUUUCCCCCCCUCCUUGUAGCAUAUUCCUGUUUUUAUUUGUGUCUGUGUGUUUAAAACAACACCUCAAAACCAGCCAUGCCCAAAAGGAGCAAAGCAAACAAUGACACCGAAGCCAGUGAGCCCAAACGGAGAUCGGCAAGAUUGGUAAACAAACCGGCGCCACCUAAGGCAGAGCCGAAGGCGAAGCCGAAGAAGGCACCCGUGAAGCCCAAAAAGACCAAGGAGCCCAAGGAGGACAAACCCAAAAACGAGGAGAAGAAAGAGGAUGUCCCUGUCGAGAAUGGCGAGGCAAAGGCUGAUGAUGAUUAAUGUGCAAAUUAUGCUUUUCAGGAACCAGCAACAGAAGAGACGGAGAAGAAGGACGACGCGGCAGAAUAACGUUUGUCUCGAACCAGUGCUCCCUGUACCUCUCUUCUUGUACAAUUCAGGGGAAUAUUUUUAUCUACUAUUUUCUAAAGGCAGUUUUUUUAGUAGUUUGAUUGUAGAGACACAUUUUUUAUGAAAGCUACAAUGCAUUUUGAGGGGGAUUUCAUCCCAUCCCACAUUUGUACAUCCAGAACCGUUAUUGUCUGUCAGUUCUUCUUUUCAAAGUGGUAAGGAUUUACGCCAUGGGAACACACACACACACAUAUUGAGCAUGGCGUGUACAAAGACAGUUGGACAACUUGCCCAAAUGACUAACAUUCCAUUGGCUUAAUGAGGGAUUUUUUUUUUUAAUUCUAUUUUAUUUUAUUUUUUGAACGUGUAUAACCUGUUAUGUAUGUGUGUGGUGGGGAGGGGUGCGAAUCACUCAUUGUUUUCUUGUUUAUAACGAGGCAGAUUACCUAGGACGUUUGUAAGCUGUGUUCUGUAUGUUAAUUCUUGUACCGAUUCUGCUUAAUAAACCUACUUUGUAGUACUGGAGCUGUCCAUGUCAGGCCUGUGCAUCAUCACGUGUUUUAAUUUGUCGUCUUUCCUGUGAUAGCGCCACAAUAGAUCUAUAUAGCAGCUGUGAAACGAUCUUCGACUUUAUAUGCAGCGUGUAAUGGUACCUUGUCCGGACGUGCUCAAGAUAGAAUCCAUGGCAGAGCGAAAAUGCAUCGACGCGCUUAAAGCUUGGCCACCUUUUCAAGUUGGUCCGAUGAUGGAGUGUAAGAUCUGACAAAACUGUACAGCACUCGUACCAGCAGUAGCAAUAUACACGUGCAACUACAAAUGUACAGUUUCUUUCAGAUCAUUGUUUAUAGAUGUAUCUCUGUGUAUUGUUUGAUUAAAGCGAGCCAAUAAAAAUUGUUUGUGACA